This is a messenger RNA of Chinchilla lanigera (long-tailed chinchilla), 1107 nucleotides long. RefSeq names its product nicotinamide N-methyltransferase (gene Nnmt). NCBI's taxonomy places the organism in Eukaryota, Metazoa, Chordata, Mammalia, Rodentia, Chinchillidae. Gene Ontology annotation, molecular function: nicotinamide N-methyltransferase activity. The record is from RefSeq and is a predicted model, not a curated record. Gene Ontology annotation, cellular component: cytosol.
AGGGUAGGCUGACCUGAUGGGACGAAGAUUGAUAACCCAAGCCUCAGGAAAACGCUGGCAGGGUGACUCGCUGGCUUCUGGGGGAGAGAGGAGGGGAGCGGCGGGCUGGAGUGGGACACAAUGGAAUCCGGCUUCACCUCCAAGGAUGUUUAUGUAGAACAUUUUAACCCUCGGGAUUAUCUAGAAAAAUAUUACAAUUUUGGGUCCAGAAACUCUACCGAAAACCAGAUCCUUAGGCACCUUCUGACAUAUCUUUUCAAGAUACUCUGCGAGGGUGGGGUGGAAGGAGACCUCCUGAUUGACAUUGGCUCUGGCCCCACCAUCUACCAGCUCCUCUCUGCUUGUGACUCCUUCAAGGAGAUCAUCACUACUGACUACCUGGACCAGAACCUGCAAGAACUGGAAAAGUGGCUGAAGAAGGAACCAGGAGCCUUUGACUGGUCCCCCGUGGUGACCUAUGUGUGUGAUCUGGAAGGGAACAGAGUCAAGGGGCCCGAGAAGGAGGAGAGGUUGAGGCGGGCAGUCACGCAGGUGAUGAAGUGCGAUGUGACUGAGCGCCAGCCUCUGGGUGGGGCCCUGCCCCCUGCUGACUGCCUGCUCAGCACUCUGUGCCUGCAUGCUGCCUGCCGCGGCCUGCCCGGACCUCCCUGCCUACCCGCUGCCCUCAGGAACCUCAGCAGCCUGCUCAAGCCAGGCGGCUUCCUGGUGCUUGUGGAUGCGCUGAAGAGCAGCUACUAAGCGGUUUUCAAGCAGCGGUUCUCCAGCCUCUGCCUCGGCCCAGAGGCAGUAGAGGCUGCGGUGAAAGAGGCCGGCUAUACCGUCGAGCAGUUUGAGGUGAUCUCUCAGAGUUACUCCUCGACCACUUCUGACAACGAAGGGCUUUUCUUUUUGGUGGGGAGGAAGCUGGACAGUACCAGCCCACCACCACCACCACCACCACCGAUUACCACCGUAAUCAUCGAGAAUAUGUUUAAAGAAUUAGCAAAGACAAAUACCAUGGGAACUCGCUUCUCAGCAACGAGGAUUCCUCCAGCUGCCUUCUCCGAGUUGCUCUGCUGCCUGCUUCCCAUUCAUAUCAUUUCUUCACCAGACAGAGUCCAAGGCUGA